Messenger RNA from Neoarius graeffei (lesser salmon catfish), 2471 nucleotides. Its product is annotated as RNA-binding protein RO60-like. Lineage: Eukaryota; Metazoa; Chordata; Actinopteri; Siluriformes; Ariidae. Bases 169 to 2124 code for a protein of 651 amino acids. The record is from RefSeq and is a predicted model, not a curated record. Gene Ontology annotation, cellular component: ribonucleoprotein complex. The transcript has 11 exons. Gene Ontology annotation, molecular function: RNA binding.
CUCGGAUUCCGACUUCCUCCAGACUUUGGCUAACGGCUCCGCCCCUAGAACCGAUUCUGAAGUGAUUCAGAUGGGAAAGGUUUUACUCAAGUAAGCUAAGCUAAGCUAGGGAGCAACAUCACUGAAGGAAAUACACAAGCUCUCUCCAAACGCUGAGGUAGCACCGCUAUGGAUCCGUCAUCUCCUCCACCAGAGCAGGAAACAGAAAACUGUGUGAGUGAACCAGGAAGAAUAACUAUGGAUCAGUCAUCUCCUCCACCAGAGCAGGAAACAGAAGACUGUGUGAGUGAACCAGGAAGAAUAACUAUGGAUCCGUCAUCUCCUCCACCAGAGCAGAAAACAGAAGACUGUGUGAGUGAACCAGGAAGAAUAACUAUGGAUCAGUCAUCUCCUCCACCAGAGCAGAAAACAGAAGACUGUGUGAGUGAACCAGGAAGAAUAACUAUGGAUCAGUCAUCUCCUCCACCAGAGCAGAAAACAGAAGACUGUGUGAGUGAACCAGGAAGAAUAACUAUGGAUCAGUCAUCUCCUCCACCAGAGCAGAAAACAGAGAACUGUGUGAGUGAACCAGGAAGAAUAACAGAGCUAAUUCGCCUGCGUCGCUUCCUGUGCUAUGGCUCAGAGGGCGCCACCUAUAGAGCGCGCGAGGAGCAGAACCUGUCCAUCAAGUGUGCCUCGUCCCUAACUGAGCUGCUUGAGGCCGGCCGAGGCAGGGAGGCGGUGCAGGAGGUGCGAGGGAUGAAUCUGAGGGGCGCAGUCAGAAGCUCAGGCCCCACCUUGUUCGCCCUGGCCGUGAUCUCGCAGUACUCGGAUGUGGAGGCCAAGCGAGCGGCGUACAGGCUGCUCAGAGAGGUGUGCCCGUCUGCGAGUGACCUUUUCUGCUUUGUUCAGUAUAAGAAGGAGCUGAGCGGCACCGGGCAGCGCGGCAUGUGGGGUCGAGCGCUAAGGAAAGCCGUGGCAGACUGGUACAACGGACGUGACAGUCUCAGCCUGGCACGCGACAUCACCAAGUGUAGAAGGAAAGGAGGCUGGUCUCAUAAGGACCUGUUCCGACUGUCGCAUCUGAAGCCGGCCAAUGAUGCCAUCACUGUUGUGAGUAAGUACGUGACUAAAGGCUGGAUGGUGGUGCAUGAGAUGUACGCGGGCAGAAGGAAUAAGGAGGAUGUGAUGAGGGUGUUUAUGUAUCUGGAGGCUGUGGAGAGGGCCAAACACUCGUUCUAUGAGCUGGAGGUGGCGCAUCUGAUUGAGGAGUACAAACUGGAGAGAGAACACGUCCCCGCAAAACUUUUGAAGUCCCGAGAGGUGUGGAGAGCUCUGCUGAAGAACAUGUCCAUCCCCGUGCUGCUCUCAUUUCUGGGAAAAAUGACCGCUGACCGAAUGCUGGACUUGGGAAGUCCGGACACAGUGCCUGUGUGCAAGAGGAUUUGGGAUGUACGCACUCUACUGAAUGCUAAAACUCAUCCGCUUAACGUCCUGCUGGCGGCUGAGAUCUACAUGCGAGGUUACAGCAAGCGAGGGAAGUCAAAAUGGAACCCGAACAGAGACGUCAUGCAAGCACUAGACUCCGCCUUCUACAAGUGUAUCCCAAACGUCGAGUCUACGGGGAAGCGCUUCGUAGUUGGAGUGGACGUGGGCUCUCAACAGGAAAGCCUUGCUCUCGGCAGCCUCGUCAGGACGGUGACGGUCGCCGCAGCCAUGAGCAUGGUGAUCACCCGGACUGAACCGAACGCUGACGUUGUGCUGUUUUCGGAAGGAGCCGUUGUUCCCUGCACCAUCUCGGCUGAUUCGUCUCUCCCCCAAAUAACCAUGCAGUUAAUGCAGGUGCGCAGUAAUUGUACAGACUGCACUCUGCCUAUCCAGUGGGCCUCGGAAAAUGACAAAAUGGUGGAUGUGUUUGUUGUUUUCACCAACAAUAAUGAAACCGGUCCGGAGAAGUCGAAUCUGGCGGAGACGCUCAGGACCUACAGACAGAAAACUGGGAUAUUUUCGAAGCUGAUCAUCUGCGGCAUGACGACCAACAGCCUUGACGUGAUCGAUCCGGACGAUCGCGGCAUGCUGGAAACGUGUGGGUUCGACUCUCACACCGUCACCGUCAUCCACAACUUCAUCACGGACGUCAUAUGAGAGAGGUGCACCAUGGGAAAGUACAUCGAGGAAAAAGGAAGCGAGAAAUUAAAUGUUCAUGCAUUUCUGCUCUUUUCUGUAAGGUCCAGCAGAAACACAGAACGGCUAACUUCAUUAUUGCGCGUUAAAAUUAGGACACUACCACAUUCGAUUUGAUCAAAACUAUAUUUCUGGUAUUGAAAAAUUUCCUGGAUGCCGUUGUGUGACAAUAGAAAAUAGUAGGGUUUUUUUGUUUGUUUGUUUUUUUUUUUUAAACGGCCUGCUAAUCUGUUAAAUUCUACUUUUUAGCCAAGUUUGGAACGACGAAUUGUACGUGAAGAAAUAAAGUCGUGAUGAUGUAUCGUGAA